AUGACUUUCCUUUGUGAUCUGAUAANGAGCCGUCAUUUUCAUGGACGAGAGGAAAAUCCGUCAGAACAAGGAGAUGAGGACAUUGUAAUAAAUCCACCUAAUUAUAACACGGGAAUAGAAUUUCCAGAUGGUCGGGAAGCCGAGAAAAGUGAAGAGUUUGUCUCGCAUCCACUGACGUACAGAUUGGUGAACCAGAGAUGGAACUAUGGUUUGCCGUCGCAGUACCUUGAAGGAUGGAAGCUUGUUUUUCUGUACAUUUUCACCAUUCUUGAGACGACUUUGACUCCUUUUCUAAGUCCACUCAUCACAUAUGUAUUCUACAUGGAUCAGAAAUCUGGCACUAAGACUACGAGAAGAGGAAAAGCCGUAAAGACACUUCCAGAUAAGUACUUAAGCUACUUGACGACACCUUUCGUAAUCUUUUUGAAGGACAAGCUCAGUCAGUCGGUCUUCAUAGUGCUGCACGUUAAAAUUUCCAUCCUACCAUCUUCUGUUUCGCCAAGGACAGAGGAAUACCUAAUUCUGAUAUUUUAUGUUGGCUCUUUGUUCACAGAGUUCCAACAGUACAGAACAUCUCAAUCUAAAGUGUAUCUACGGAAUAUGUGGAAUUACGUGGAUGUAAUGACUCUCUCCCUGCACGCACUAAUAUUGGUUCUCCGAAUCAUUUCGAUCUUAGUCAAAGCCUCCACACAUCUUGUAUGGUCCGUCUUUGGCCUCACUAAUCUUGAGACCAUGGGAUCUCAUGGGGAGUUGUCUUCAGCCGUAGUUGGUGUUCUGUACGUCUUGUUCUUGAUUCUCUCAGUUAUUAUGUUGGUAAACAUGCUUGUUGCAUUGCUCACAAACACCUACCAGAAGGUCGAGACUAAUGCUGACGUAGAAUGGAAGUUUUCACGUGCAGUGGUAGCAGAUGAGUACAGAAGAUUUCAUCCUAUUGUAGCUCCCUUCAAUAUAAUUUCUCUUCCUCUUUGCCACUGCUAUAUCAAGAGAUGUGGUGAUCGCCGAGCAAAGAUGGCUGAAGAUCGACGCAAAUAUUAUAACGAGUUUUAUAAUAAACAACUUUUCCCUGCCAUCAAGAAGCGCUACCAGGAAAAACACGGCCUUUCGUUUCCAAUGUCAAGUAAGUAAGGGAACGAGGAAAGAGAAAUCCCUUCCUAAAUAAAUAUAGAUGCUGUCAGGACUGAAGGCAUCUUUAAAUUUUCUUUUCAAACAUUUA
Stylophora pistillata is the source of this 1213-nucleotide messenger RNA. Its product is annotated as short transient receptor potential channel 5. Gene Ontology annotation, cellular component: plasma membrane; cation channel complex. Gene Ontology annotation, biological process: calcium ion transmembrane transport; regulation of cytosolic calcium ion concentration. NCBI's taxonomy places the organism in Eukaryota, Metazoa, Cnidaria, Anthozoa, Scleractinia, Pocilloporidae. The record is from RefSeq and is a predicted model, not a curated record. Gene Ontology annotation, molecular function: inositol 1,4,5 trisphosphate binding; store-operated calcium channel activity.